Plasmodium malariae is the source of this 1287-nucleotide messenger RNA. Its product is annotated as peptide chain release factor subunit 1, putative. Gene Ontology annotation, cellular component: translation release factor complex; cytosol. The record is from RefSeq and is a predicted model, not a curated record. Gene Ontology annotation, biological process: cytoplasmic translational termination. The coding region runs from base 1 to 1287 and encodes 428 amino acids. The transcript is spliced from 3 exons. Gene Ontology annotation, molecular function: translation release factor activity, codon specific; sequence-specific mRNA binding. NCBI's taxonomy places the organism in Eukaryota, Apicomplexa, Aconoidasida, Haemosporida, Plasmodiidae.
AUGGAAGAGGAUCGUGAUGCCAAUGUAGAGCAGUGGAAAAUAAAGAGACUGAUAAAAAAAUUAGAGAAUGCGAAAGGAAAUGGAACGAGUAUGAUAAGCUUAAUUAUAAAAAACAAGGAUGAAGUUUCACGCAUAAAUAAAAUGCUGGCUGACGAACUGGGAACUGCGUCCAAUAUUAAAAGCAGGGUUAACAGAUUAAGUGUGUUGUCGGCUAUUACGUCCACGCAGCAAAAGUUAAAGCUAUAUAGCAAGACUCCACCUAAAGGACUAGUCGUGUACUGCGGAACAGUCAUAACAGAAGAUGGGAAAGAGAAAAAGAUGUCCAUAGACUUCGAGCCAUUCAGACCAAUAAAUACGAGUUUAUAUUUAUGUGAUAAUAAAUUUCACGUUGAAGCUUUAAAAGAGUUAUUAGAGAGUGAUGAUAAAUUUGGGUUUAUAAUAGUAGAUGGUAAUGGAGCAUUGUUUGGAACAAUUCAAGGGAAUACAAGAGAAGUAAUAAGAAGAUUUACAGUAGAUUUACCAAAAAAACAUGGUAGAGGAGGUCAAAGUGCAUUACGUUUUGCACGUUUACGAUUAGAAAAAAGACAUAACUAUGUAAGGAAAGUGGCUGAAGUAGCUACAUCUGUAUUUAUAACAAAUGAUAAAGUAAAUGUUACAGGGAUUGUAUUAGCAGGUAGUGCAGAUUUUAAAAAUGAUUUAUUACAUAGUGAUAUGUUUGACCAAAGAUUAUUUGCAAAAGUAAUAAAAAUUGUUGAUAUAUCGUAUGGAGGUGAUAAUGGAUUUAAUCAAGCUAUUGAGCUAAGUGCAGAAGCUUUACAAAAUGUUAAGUUUAUCCAGGAAAAAAAAUUAAUAGGAAAAUUUUUUGAAGAAAUAGCACAAGAUACUGGAAAAGUUGUGUAUGGAAUAGAAGAUACUCUAAAAGCAUUAGAAAUAGGUGCAGUUGAGUUAUUAAUUCUUUAUGAAGGGUUGGAUAUUAUUAGGCUGACUACAAAAAAUAGCGUUACAAAUCAGACAAAAACUAUUCAUAUAUCACCACAUGAUGAAAAACAAGAAUCUUUAUAUAAAGAAAAUAAUGUAGAAUUAGAAGUGGUUGAAAAAAUAUCGUUAACUGAUUGGGUUAUAAACAAUUAUAAAAAGUAUGGGGCUUCCUUAGAUUUUGUUACAAAUAAAUCACAAGAAGGGGCUCAGUUUCAGAAGGGGUUUGGUGGGUUUGGAGGAAUGCUUAGGUAUAAGUUAGACCUCAAUUUGUAUGAUGAAGAUGUGGAAAGUGAUGUCGAGCUGUUUUGA